Messenger RNA from Salvia miltiorrhiza (redroot sage), 2715 nucleotides. Its product is annotated as phosphatidylinositol 4-kinase gamma 7-like. The record is from RefSeq and is a predicted model, not a curated record. The coding region runs from base 597 to 2492 and encodes 631 amino acids. NCBI's taxonomy places the organism in Eukaryota, Viridiplantae, Streptophyta, Magnoliopsida, Lamiales, Lamiaceae. The transcript has 2 exons.
GUCAAGUAACGGUCAGAAGAUUCGGAGAAGGGGCAAGAAAAAAAGAAAACAAAAAACCCAAAAAAAUGAUGAAAUUAAAAAUUAAAUGUUCUUAUAUAUACAGUUUGUAUAUCAAUGUAUUGAUGAAGAGAGAAGAAGAAUUCUAGAGAGAAGAUAACACAGAGCAAGUAAGGAAGACGGUAAUACUCCGAUCAAAUCGUUGCCGUUAGCCUUGUCGUUGUCCGUUGGAUUGCUCGAUUUCUUUCCAACAUUUUCCUCAACGAUCUUAUUGUCGUUGUUGACGGAAAGCGGGGAUAGGCAAGGAAUAGUUUCUUCAGAUCUGGCCUUCUGAAUGCUGGUGUGCGGUUAAUUGAAAUCAUCACAUGGCUCUCUCGAUGUACUGAUUGUGUGGUUCUGUUCUCUCUCCCGGUCCGUUUGAUCUUCUAGCAUAUUGGUUUUUCAAUUGAUGACCGUUAGUGGCACAGAUAUACUUCUGGUUCUACGGCACCCGGCUUCUGAGUUUGGGUUUGAGCUGAGAGUGAGGGGAAAGCUCUCUCCCUUUGCCAUCUCGGUUGCCAGCCGUGAGGAGAACCACUUUUGGUCAUUCCCUUCCUUUCAUGUCGCGUAACUUGGACAGUCCUGUGCAGACCCAGAUGGCUGUGGCAGCUUUCAAGAGUCCGCUUGGAAGUGGGGACUACCAUGGGUCUAAUGGGUUGGAAAGGAAAUCUUCAUUCUCGAGACGUGUUUUUGUACAGACCGAGACAGGCUGUGUGUUGGGGAUGGAGUUGAACAGGAGUGACAAUGUGAAUACUGUGAAGAAGAGGUUGCAGCUUGCCCUAAAUUUCCCCAUUGAGGACAGCUCUUUGACAUUUGGGGAUAUGGUUCUGGAAAAUGACCUCAGUGCCAUUAGGAACGACUCUCCUCUGCUGCUAACAAGGAAUCUGAUGCACAGGAGCUCGUCUACUCCGUGUUUGUCUCCAACUGGUAAGGACAACCAACAGAGAGAUCAAAGUGGACCAAUCGAGAUUUUGGGUCAUUCAAUUCGCUUUUCCAAGAUAAAACAACUCGUUAAGGAAACUAUCAAGGCGAUUAAGAAUGGGGUUGACCCAAUCCCUGCUCAAGGUGGGCUUGGAGGUGCUUAUUAUUUCAAAAAUGUUCGAGGUGACAGUGUGGCGAUUGUGAAACCUACGGACGAAGAGCCAUUUGCUCCAAACAACCCAAAGGGCUUUGUUGGUAAAGCCCUUGGGCAACCGGGUUUAAAGCGAUCCGUAAGAGUUGGUGAAACAGGGUUCCGAGAAGUUGUUGCAUAUCUACUCGACUAUGAUAAUUUUGCAAAUGUGCCUCCUACCGCACUGGUGAAGAUUACUCAUUCGAUCUUCAACAUUAAUGAUGGUGUGAAUGCAAACAGGCCACAGACCAAGAAGCUUGUGAGCAAGAUUGCAUCCUUCCAACAGUACAUCCCACAUGAUUUUGAUGCUAGUGACCAUGGAACUUCAAGUUUCCCUGUUUCUUCUGUGCAUCGCAUCGGGAUUUUAGACAUUAGGAUUUUUAACACAGAUAGGCAUGCAGGUAAUCUUUUAGUUAGGAAACUUGAUGAUGUAGGCAGGUUUGGUCAAGUGGAACUCAUCCCCAUUGAUCAUGGCCUCUGCUUGCCUGAGAGUUUGGAAGAUCCAUAUUUUGAGUGGAUUCAUUGGCCCCAGGCUUCCAUUCCUUUCUCAGAUGACGAACUUGAGUAUAUAAGCAAUCUUGAUCCUACUCGCGAUUCAGAGAUGCUGCGAAGUGAGCUCCCCAUGAUCCGAGAGGCUUGUUUGCGCGUCCUACAUCUCUGCACAAUUUUCCUCAAGGAAGCUGCUGCAUAUGGGCUGUGUCUUGCUGAGAUUGGGGAAAUGAUGAGUAGGGAGUUCCGCAAUGGUGAGGAGGAACCCAGCGAGCUUGAGGUUAUAUGCAUGGAGGCAAGAAGGCUUAUUACUGAGGAAAUCUUUUCCCCCAGGGGAGAAGUAGUUGAUGACGGCUUCCUAUUUGACAUAGAUUGUGAAGACAGUGGUUAUGAGUUAACCCAUAAAUUGGUGUCUGAAGACUCUGCAACAACGUUCCAUUUUGGUAAUGGCCAUGCUCUACUUUCUAGACUCGAUGAGUGCCCAGAGGAAGGAGAGGAAAGUGAAGGAGACGAGGAGAAUUUAGUUAGUCCUCCAACCUUAGCAAAGAGCCAGAGUAUUUCGAAACUGUCUAUGUCACUGAAAUAUACUAGCUUAGGCGAGAAGAAGCAGCCCAAGUUCCCAAAGUUCGCGGCGUCCAAAUCCGACAAUGCUACUAACUCAUCUAGUAGGAGGAGCGCCAACGUGCAGCUCCCAGCAAGCGCCGGCUAUGUGAAGCUGGCGGACAUGAAGGACUACGAGUGGGCACUGUUUGUGGAGAAGGUUCAAGAGCUGCUUCAUCCUGCAUUCGCCAAGCGCAAGUCUAUCACGCUGGGGCAGAAGCAGAGGCAGAGGCUUGGAACUUCCUGCCAGUUUUGAGACAUCAAGGUAUGGCUGUCGUACGUGUUGUUAUAGAGUAGAUUUGGUUUGUGCUUUCUUCCUCGAGUUGUAAUGGGAGGGAGCCGCGGUUAGAUGCGGUGACAUGUAAAUAUUCUUUGGAGUCGAGUCAGGUGAAUGAGUGUAAUUGGCUGUAUUUGAAAUGACAUUGUUUCAUAAAUAAUUUGUACUGAAAAUCUUGGAAAAGAAAAUCCAUCUUUGUACA